AACAAUUUUCAGAUGAGUCUCACGCAGAAGCAAUGAAGAAACGCGGCAAUCACGAGAACAGGGCUGGGAAAGGUCGACAAAACGAAACGAAACCUGCAGAAGAUAAAAAGAACGAGAAAAAUGCCGAGCAAGAGAUAGCUUUGAACGAUGACACCCACAACCAAGGAUUCAGCGAGUGGCUGAGAUCCAGCGAUGGCAUUGAAAUGAUGCGACUCUUCGUCAUCGCCAAUUCGGUUUUAGUCUUCGUGACUAUGGGAUGGCCAAAAAUGCAAGAAGCUAUUGCUGUUGUCAAAGACUAUUUUUACGAGGAAGAAUAAACGCAAUUGG
This is a messenger RNA of Hylaeus volcanicus, 327 nucleotides long. RefSeq lists its product as uncharacterized. The transcript has a single exon. NCBI's taxonomy places the organism in Eukaryota, Metazoa, Arthropoda, Insecta, Hymenoptera, Colletidae. The coding region runs from base 33 to 317 and encodes 94 amino acids. The record is from RefSeq and is a predicted model, not a curated record.